Messenger RNA from Symbiodinium necroappetens, 423 nucleotides. The record is from the annotation of a GenBank genome assembly. Lineage: Eukaryota; Dinophyceae; Suessiales; Symbiodiniaceae.
AUGAACCGCAUGGUGGCUUUACAAAAGGCCGAGGCCGGAGAGGAUCCGCCAAAGAACCCCAAUGACGUAGACAAGAUGGAGGGAUUUCAAUCAGAGUAUUGGGAAUGCAACUCUGUCCAUGCAUGGGGCUGCCGAUUUGAGAACCUGGACGAUCGCAACGAUCCAGAGGUCCGGGCGCGAUGUUUGAAAGGAUUCCAACAACACAAAGAGAAGGUCCUCCGUACCAUUCCCAAAGAGCGCCUGCUCCUCUUCAACCUCUCGGAUGGCUGGACACCUUUGUGCGACUUUUUGGGCAAGCCCGUUCCAGAUGAAGCAUUUCCACGUGUGGACCGGUUCGAGUUGCUCCCACCGAUGCCACCAACGAUGGGGGUUUCCCUCGUACAGCGUAGUGCUGAACGCUUACGCCGCAAAGACGACCUCUGA